CCCCACGUGUCUGCCGCCUAGGGGAGGUGCCUCAUCCGGAGCGGGCCGCCAACGGUCCGGCCCCGUCCGCACAGAGGCUCCUGUCGGCAGCGCCCGCGAGCGGCUCGGCUGCCCGAUGCUUCCGCCCCGGCUGCCGCGGGCCGGGCUGUACGCUUAGUGCCCGGCUCAAGCCCCCUGAAGCGCCCGCGGGGGUGAGAGCGGCCUCCGGCCCCGCGGAGACGGAGCGGCUUGAGGACGAGGCGGCGGCCGCGGGGAGGAGGAUGGGGGCUAACCAGUUAGUGGUGCUCAACGUGUACGACAUGUAUUGGAUGAACGAAUAUACCUCAUCCAUUGGAAUUGGAGUUUUUCAUUCAGGAAUUGAAGUCUAUGGCAGAGAAUUUGCUUAUGGUGGCCAUCCUUACCCCUUUUCUGGAAUAUUUGAAAUUUCCCCAGGAAAUGCUUCUGAACUAGGAGAAACAUUUAAAUUUAAAGAAGCUGUUGUUUUAGGGAGCACGGACUUCCUAGAAGAUGAUAUAGAAAAAAUUGUAGAAGAACUGGGAAAAGAAUACAAAGGCAAUGCUUAUCAUUUAAUGCAUAAAAACUGCAAUCAUUUUUCUUCAGCUUUAUCAGAGAUUCUUUGUGGGAAAGAGAUUCCUCGCUGGAUCAAUCGACUCGCCUACUUCAGCUCCUGUAUACCCUUUCUACAGAGUUGCCUCCCGAAGGAGUGGCUCACGCCCGCAGCCCUGCAGUCUAGUGUCAGCCAAGAGCUCCAGGAUGAACUGGAGGAAGCAGAGGAUGCUGCCGCAUCCGCUUCCGUGGCAAGCACUGCAGCAGGCUCCAGACCCGGGCGCCACACUAAACUAUAAAUGUCUCCAAAGUCACACAUUCAGAACUGUCUCUGGCAGUCGAAUAUCACUAGAGAAAAGUAAACAGAGAAGCAUCCUUUAGAUAUUUUGUAUGCAAAGAUGGCUCUCCCCCAAAUCCCAGUUUUUCAGCUCAGGAUUAUAUUUGUAAUCAAAAAAAAAAUCACUUGGCGCAGGAGGGAGAACUUUGUAAGAAGCUGCCCUCUGUUUUUUUAUCCACUCGGAAAUCUGGAUUUACUUCUUCUGUUUUAUACAAGCUCUGUUAAGUUAUGUUUACAGUAUUUUGUAUCGCCGUUUACAAAUCUUGCAUGGACUCCUGCCACCGUGAAAGAAGAAAAUCUUCAUGUCUUCAAAAAUUAGGCAGGUAAUCUUUGUAUACUUCUGACAAUUGCCAGAUCUAUGGCAUAAAUAGGCACACAAAAAGGUACUUAAACAGUUAUAGUCACCAUCACCUGCUUAAGAACGGUCUUUUAGAUUUGUGUUUGUUUUGUUAAAGUUGUUGGCACCAGGAUGCAGAGAAUCAGACUGGCCUGAGGUGAAGGAGCACACAGCCCUGAGGGCUUGGAACCCUGGGUCCAGUUCCUCUUCACACCCCCUUCCACUCUGAGUAGCACAUCUCCCCAGGUGCCCAUGGAACAUCUGCUUUCAUCCCAAAUAUCCGUCCACCUAGGCGGGGUGGUCUGUUCCUACGUCUCUGACUUUGAUGCCACUCAUUCUGUAGUUUAGCUGUUUUUCGUUCAAGGUAUUCUUGGUAGUAACUGACAAGUGUGUUGCACAUGCAUUGGGGGAGGGGCUUCAUUUUUAUUUUAAUACACAUGUAUUUCCUCCUUGCACAGGAUUUUGAUGGUGUGGGAAUAUCCUAAGUGGUAGCCUUCCAAGUAGCAGUGAGUUGAUAUUCAACUGCUUUUAACUAUUCAGGCUACCUUUUAUACUAAACCUUGAAAACUAGAAUCUAACGUCUACCCCAAAAAAGUAGUUCUUUGAUAUUUUAUACUCUAUGUACCAUGUCGGCGUUUGUCAUGGGAGUCAUUUCACAUCAUAAUAGAAUGCCUAGUCUCAUUGCCCAGUCGUUAAAAAGUCAUAUUUGUGUGUCUUAAGAUUCAUAUUUAUAUGUUCUCUCAAAUGUAUGUCUCACGUAACAUACUCUAAGAAUGAAAUUGUCACCACAGAUAAAUCCUUGUUAGCAAGGAAUCUGUCUGCUCCAGUCUACUCCUAGUUUGACCCUUGGAAGUAAGAACCAAGUCAUUACAUGUCAAAUUCAAUUUUUCUGCCUUAAGAAUGAAUGUCCUACGUAAAAUAUUGGAUGUAGUGUAAAAUUAUCCAAGGCAGUGACUUCAGCUUUAUAUAUAUAUAAAAUAUAGUUAGUUUUAAAGUUACUGACAUUUAUUUAAACUUUUAGAUUGGAUUGUUUGCUAUUGCUCUGUGUGGGGAUACAUAAUCUUUCAGUAAACUAUAUUUUUAACUUUUC
This is a messenger RNA of Nomascus leucogenys (northern white-cheeked gibbon), 2310 nucleotides long. It is a transcript of the gene DESI2, whose product is annotated as desumoylating isopeptidase 2. The record is from RefSeq and is a predicted model, not a curated record. Gene Ontology annotation, biological process: protein deubiquitination. NCBI's taxonomy places the organism in Eukaryota, Metazoa, Chordata, Mammalia, Primates, Hylobatidae. Gene Ontology annotation, molecular function: deubiquitinase activity.